Messenger RNA from Belonocnema kinseyi, 558 nucleotides. RefSeq names its product RING finger protein 212B. Gene Ontology annotation, molecular function: SUMO transferase activity. NCBI's taxonomy places the organism in Eukaryota, Metazoa, Arthropoda, Insecta, Hymenoptera, Cynipidae. The transcript has 3 exons. Gene Ontology annotation, cellular component: synaptonemal complex. Bases 1 to 558 code for a protein of 185 amino acids. The record is from RefSeq and is a predicted model, not a curated record. Gene Ontology annotation, biological process: protein sumoylation; reciprocal meiotic recombination; homologous chromosome pairing at meiosis.
AUGGCCUCGAAAGAGACAGAUGCACAAAAGUGGCUCCGGUGUAACCGUUGUUUUAAACAAUUGGGAAAAACAUUUGUUCUAACUUGUUGCAGUCAUGUAUUUUGUGAUGUGUGCCUCGCUUACGCAAGGGCAAAGAAAGAAUGUCCUCAGUGUCGAAACAAUGAUUUGCGAACGAUGCCAAUAUCAGAUGCAUUAAAAGCAAAAGAAAUUAAACACUGCUUUGAAUCUGUUGAAGAACCAUUUGAAAAACUACAGCAGGCUUUCAUGUUUCAAAAAAGGCAGCUCCUGCUAAAUAGUGAACGACUGCACGAUAUCGAAAAGAAGUGUUUCAAAUACAAAGAACAUUGCCAACGCAUUUUAAAAGAAAAUAAAACCGUUAAAGAAGAGAAUGCCAAACUUCGGGCUAAACUAAAUGAACUGGCAAAAGAAAAUAAAGAAUUUAAAGCCAUAAAACCUGAAACUGUAGCAUACAUGCUAACUCCCUACCCACAUUCAGAAGGACCUCCACAACAAAUCCGUCCAAACGCAAGGUUUGCUGAAACUAGUGAAAUUACUUAG